Molecule: messenger RNA, 372 nt
Organism: Hevea brasiliensis (rubber tree)
Lineage: Eukaryota; Viridiplantae; Streptophyta; Magnoliopsida; Malpighiales; Euphorbiaceae
Exons: 1
Coding region: 1-372 (123 amino acids)
Source: RefSeq, a predicted model, not a curated record
AUGGCAACCAAGAAUAACUCAUCUUCUUCUUCUUCAACACGUACGUGCCUCUGCUCACCCACCACCCAUCCAGGCUCAUUCAAGUGCAGCCUCCACAGGAAUUCAAAAGGAAUUUAUGCAAAAUCAAAGGCUCACAUGAAUCAGAUGGAGGUGUCAGCUUCUUCUUCAUCGUCAUCAUCAUCAAGAACAGCAGCAGCAAAAUCAAAGAACAUAGUGAUGAUGGCCUCGAAAGCCAAUCUUAUAAAGGCGUUUCUGAUGCAAAUAAUCAAGCCAUCAAGCCAUAGUCUUCAAAGAAGAAGGAACUUCAAGCCCAAGCUUACAAGGUUUUGUCCUUUGAAUGGCAAAGGCCAUCAUGGGGUGACUGUUUCUUGA